UAUUCCGUCUUCUGAUUGGCUAUCGUAAUUAUCUUCACACGCGCGCUGACAGCCGGAGCGUCCCAUCUUGUCACGCGCUUGUGAACCGCCAGCUCCCGCCAAACGCCUUCUUGUCACAAUCUGCUUCAGUUAUGUAUAUGAAAACAUGGAGCUGUCAAAGAGCGAAGAUUCUUCAGAUGAUCGGAAGAGGACAAGUAAGGCACAUGGCCGAUCUAAAGGGCCUGAAGAGCACAAAUCUCAAACAACCACGAAUAAUGAAUUUGUGAAUACACACAGUACUGAUGAAAGCCCAUCCUCACUGCCUGUUCCAGACACUUUGGACAUACUGUCUCCAGGGGUUAGUGAUACACUCUCAGAAGGUCACAGGCGGCUCCGUGGCUCUUUUAAAAGAAGCAGAACCCAUGACUGUGUGAGAGGAACGGGACAGCAGCAGGCUGAGAUCCCUGGAUACAAAGAUGGGACCAACUGGCGCCAGCACCACAAGCUGGUCACCAGUGUCAGCUUUUCAGGAUUCGAGGCGCCUCUAAGGUUGCUCCGUGAGAAUCGGGAAACAUCUGGCAGCAGUCGUGAAAUCAUUGAUUACCGUAACCUAACACCUCAAGUGCCCUUCGUUCCCUGCAUAGCCAAAUCCAUUCCUAAAAAGAGGAUCUCCCUGAGGAAAUCUAGGAAGGCCAUUAAGGACUUGUUUGUUCACAAAAGACACAAACACGAGAAAGCUAUGUCACCAAAUACACCAUGUCGUGUUGUAGGUGAAAAUGUUCCUUCAUUGAAACGGACCAGGAAGACAGUAAGGCACCGAGAACGUACCAACGCAGGAAGCAGAUUUAAUGAAGAACUCAGUGAGACUCCCUCUGACUCUUCCAGUGAAUGUAGCGCUAAUGUCUCUGAGGAUGUUGCUUCAUUAAAAAGCUUUGGUUCUCAGGCUGGCUGCGGUGAGAUAUUUGCUGAUGAUCUUGUAUCACCUGAGGGGGUCCUUAGCCCAGAUCGUCACAAAGUUGCCUGUGAACCUGCAAAGCAAAGCCCUACUACUGCAGGUUUCCAGGGAGGUAAGGAAUGUCUGGCUUCUCCAGCUCACGCUGAGGUCCUGGACAUGUUUGGGUUGUGGGAAACCCUAAACAGAACUUUGCUAUUAGGGCAAAGUUCAAAAUCACAAGGACGUGCAACAAAACCCACAACACCUAUCGCAAAAUCUCCUUCCACAACCAAGUCUGAAGAUGUAACGGCAAAUACACCAGGACCUGUUGAGUCAGAGAUCAUAGAAUUUAAUACUAAUGUGAUAACACCCAAAAGUGACAACCAAGGGAACACCAGUGAUGAGGGCUACUGUGAUUAUGUUUCUCCCGGUUUUGAGGACCACAGCCGAAGUUCCCUCACUCCAGUGCAUUCCAGCAAGUUCCUUAGGGACACAUACAGUGGAGAUGCUCUUUACGAGCUAUUCUGUGACCCCAGUGAUGCAGAGAUUACCCCAAUCUUUGAUGAUGAGCUCAAUCUAACAGACAGCAUUGUUGGCCAAUGCAGUGAUCUUCCACUAUCCAUGUACAGCUUCCAUGUUGGAGCAGAGGAGAAUCUUGCCCCACCUUUGGCUCAGGACUUUGUUGGUCAUGAGCUUCUGCAAAGCAAAUGGAUGGGGAAGGAUUGCUUACUAAAGCUUUGUGACACUGAGAUAUCCAUGGCUAUGGGUAUAGUUAACUGGCUGAAGCACAGGACAGACAAAAGUAACUCAGCAGAAUCCAGAUCUUCAAAAGUUAGCAGUGAAGAUACAAGUGAUGUAUGUCUAAGAUGCGAAACCCAGACAGCAAGAAUUAGAAAACAAACAAAAGGAGCAAGAACUGUUAAUGGUAGAAGAGACGGUGUUGAUUUCAAUGAAUCAAGUAAAAAAAGCUAUGGUGUUCUGCCCUCAAAAUAUGUCGCAAAUACAAUGGUGUCCACCUUGGCCUCUCCAGAGAGCCAACCCAGGACUCCAAUGAGUGGUGUGUGUUUCAGGAUAUUCAAUAUCGACUCUCCUACGACUCCAGGCGGAGAUUUGCAGUCCCCAGUGGUAAGCUCCCCUGGCUCUGGGACAAGGUCUUUGUUUGUGUUGGCUAUAAACAAGGAUUCUCUUUGUGAACCCUGCAAGAAUUCCCUGAAAAAUGGAGCAAAAGAUCUGCACCUGUGCCGUUCUUGUAUGUCCCUCAUUGAGCACAUCAAGACUUCAGACCUUUGGGCACAUGCCAGUCAUCCCAGGUCCACUCCAACUCCACAGCCAAUAACCAGAGACCUACUCUCUCCGGCCAGCACUUGCGGGAUAAGAAGUGACAUCAGCAUAGCUUCCCUUGUUGAGCAGUGUGCUAGUCAGUUGUCUUCUUUGAAAAUCAACUUAACACAAGCUCAAACAAGCUGUGAGAUAAGAGAUGCCUUCGUGCUUGAUCAAGGGGCUAAAAGGAACAAAGAACUGUGUCAAAAAUCUGUGAAGUCAAAGCACAAGAAAAGGCCAGUGGCAACUACUGAGAGAGGCCCGCAUUCUAGACAUCGCUUGAGGAAGUCCAGCUUUUCUGAAGAUGCGCAACCUUGCCUUUUACAGACUGAGGAACUUGUCACUAACAGUGCUUCCGGUGAUUUGUUGCUGGAGACGUACGGUCCAUGGGAUGUUGAAUCUGGUGAUGCAGACGUAUCUCAAGCUACCAGGCCAACAUCUCUUCCUCUCAUGGCCUCUGCCUCUUCAGAUGUUUUUUGCAGAGACCAUCAUAAUAAAGUGGAAGAGGGGAGCUCAUCCAAAAAGAAGCAUAGAUUACGUCAUCACAGGAAGUCUGCUGUGAAUAGUGAAGGAUCAUGCAGUGUCUUUCCAGGGGAUAAGAAAGUAGAACGCAGAUGCCGAAUGAAGAAGUGAAACAGAUCCUGACUGUCUUCAACUCGUUUCUUCCGUCCAGUAGCUCAGCCCUCUGGUCGGCUGACCUCUCUACCAGCUGUCAAAGUCUCUACCUUUCGUCCGCAGGAAAUCUGACAUGUUUGCUCAUUUUACUGUCAACUCAGCGACAUUGUCAGCCUGGAGCAACAACAGGUCUGUUGAUCUGUUUGUUUGAAAAAUGUCAUUUGUCUGGAACCUGUCGUAUCUGUGUUUUUCUCUCUCUACGUAGUGUUUCUGCAAUCACUGCUAUUUUUUAUUGCAAGUUUAUUGCUGGAGUUUUCAAACCAAACGUCAAUGACAGUACACACUAGUGCAAUAACUACAAUAACACUUUUUAAACUGUUGUCUCAAUCAGGAAAAGUUAUGGAAUUUGACAUUGUGCGAAGUUAUACUUCAGCUUGUUUUUAUACAUCGAAACAAACUCACAAGCUAUUUGAAAAGCUCUAUUCUGGAGUUUGGAAGGGAAACGGCCAAUUUCUUGAAAGGGUUGGGACAGCUGGAGACAUAGCAAUGGAAUCAACUUAGCAUUUUCAUUUGUCCAAUUAAAGUUCAAAACAGACACGCAUAAUUGUGUAUCAGUGAACAAAUGAGGUAAAGUAGCCCUUUGAAUGAAAGCCUCUGAUCUGGCUGAUGUGACCAGAAUUGAUGAGAGACCCCCAAAAAGGGUCCAUUCAUACAUAUAGUAGGCCUCUUCACAAAGCAGGCAGGUGGCACUUUUACUUGUCGUCUUUGUCCAUUUUGGUAUGUAAUUCUGCCAAGUCUGUCCCUUUUUCACUUGGUAAAUACUUCAACUGAACCUAGACUCCAAUCGUCUAGUUAGGGUCGCUAUUGAACAGAAUUCCCAUAAACACUACCCCCGGUAUGACUAAUCUAUAUAUGUCUGCACACCUAUCUUUGAGCAGACAGUUAUUUGCUUAUAUAUAGACAUCUGCACAUCUAUAUUUGGGUGGCCCGGUUAACAUUGAACUUCGAGCCAUUUAUUUAUACUCUCAGUGUAUAUAGGAAUUAGGGGUGUGCGAUAUACCGGUAGACACGAUUAACCAGUAGAGAUUUGUCAACCGGUAGAGAUUUUGGAGUAUUGUUUCUUUCAAAUGACACGCUCAUGGUGAUGAAAACGUAUCACUUGCACAUUUUUAAACACUUUCAAGCACUGUCAGAAAGGCACAUGCGCUCGUAGAGUGAGGAUUGAGCGAGUGAGUGAGUUAUUUUUGCCAUUUUAUAGGCCUUGAACAGUUAAACAAACACAAAUGCCAUCUUUGCAAGUAUCCUUAAACACAGCAAUUUAGGUCUUCGUUGAAAGCAGCUGAGAAAGAAAGCACUUGUAACAGUAUAUUGGAUCCAGGCAGCUCUUAAAGUGACAGCAGUCUAAUAUUCCUUCUUGAGUAAAUCACUUUUAUAACUGUAAUAGAAAGAAAUAUAUAUUUAAUUUACAUAGUGAAGAAUUUGUAUUCAUUUGAUUAUACAAUGUAGCAAUUCUUAUUUAUUUGUACUGCUGUAGAUUUUUGUCAUACUGCUUAUAAUUAGUUUAUUUAAUCGCUGUUUACUUUUCUUCACGGAGCGUGAUUUUUUUUAUUUAUGCUUGGUAUUUUUUUUAUGAAACGGACAUUGAAAUUACAAAAUUGACAAUAAAAAAAAAAAUUAUAUUUCUAGGUCAGAAAAAUACUUGAUAUCCUAAAGACCACAUUUAAUGCUAAAAUAACUAGAUUGUGAUAUAUUGUGCAAUACAAUUACUCAUAUUGUGAUAUAAGAUUUUGGUCAUAUCGCCCACGCUAAAUAUGAAUAAACCAAAAUUUGAAAAGAUAAAGACAGAUACCAAAGAAAUGGUACCUUUUAAAAGUGUCGGGUCCUCGCUCUAAACAAAUGUAAGCCGAAGGGUCAUUUCGAAGAAGCCCUUUCUGCUAUAACCUGAGCAGCUAUUAGUAAAGUAUUGUAUUUCAGGGCCUCAACCUGUUUUCCAUUAGAUCAGCAUCAGCCAUAACAACAUCUGGUGCAGAGCUGGUGUCAGUAAUCAAUGCAGUGAUAAUCCUCAAAUAAAAGCACUCUAGUCCGGCAUCGACAAUGAAAAAUGUAAGCGCUGAACAGAAGCUUUUCAGAUAGCUUACUUUUUCCUCAUUUUAUUUCACAUACUUAAAACUGGGGAAGUUGUAUUAUCUGUGCUGCAUUUUUCUGUACAAAUGUAAUCAUAUUACUUCUCAGGAUAAGCUGUGUCAAAAUUCAAGAAUUAGAUAACGGAUAAUAGCAUGUGAGACUUGAACCACUGACAAUAUCCUAAUAACAUGAAUGACUAUAUUGCGAAACGAAUGUGUUGCAUGAAUUUGUAAGCUGUAUAAACUAUGUAAAGUGCUGCUUUUGUUCAAAUGGAGUAGUAAGAAGGUUCUUUUGUCACCUCUUAGUGCCAUUACAUUCUUUUCAAGACGGGGCAGCUGACAUUUAUCGUAGUUCUGUGCAAUAUUUAUAUCGAUGUGCUUGCCUUUGUCACCGAGUAUUAAUAAAAACCUAUUUAUGAAUCCA
Messenger RNA from Puntigrus tetrazona (Sumatra barb), 5395 nucleotides. RefSeq names its product APC membrane recruitment protein 3 (gene amer3). Gene Ontology annotation, cellular component: plasma membrane. Gene Ontology annotation, biological process: regulation of canonical Wnt signaling pathway. The transcript is spliced from 3 exons. Bases 146 to 2866 code for a protein of 906 amino acids. Gene Ontology annotation, molecular function: phosphatidylinositol-4,5-bisphosphate binding; beta-catenin binding. The record is from RefSeq and is a predicted model, not a curated record. NCBI's taxonomy places the organism in Eukaryota, Metazoa, Chordata, Actinopteri, Cypriniformes, Cyprinidae.